UUACCCCGGCCACCAGGGUGGGUAUGUGCCAUUUUUGCCUAGGAACAGCAGCAAUCGUCCAUUCAGACUCGAGGCGAUGGACGCUCCCGAGAAAGACCUGCCGGCGACGCCCAAGGCCGAAAAGACCAAGCCGGCGCAGAAGCGGACGGGACCGAGGCGGGACGAACGUACUCGCCGACGUACCGACAGCCACGAGGCAUCGCAGGCUAGCGACAAGGGUUCGAUCCGACGUAGCGACACGGCCGCGGGUUCUCAACAGAACACCGUGAUGACUGGCACCGAUGACAGGUCUCAAUUCUCGCGGCGUUCGAGCACCUCCCGUCGCAGUCGGCGUUCCGCUUCCCGUGAGUUCAGCAAGGUGGUGCCUUCCGAGAACGCCACCGCACGCGACGAGGUCGAAGCUGCUGUUCCAGAGGUCUCCUCGCGUCCUGAAAUGACACCGAGUAUUCAGGUCGUGCCGCCACCUCGGGUCGCCCCGUCCCUCAUCCUUCCGUUAGCCGGCGACAUGGCUGACGCAGCGCCGGCACCCGCGCCCUUGCAACAGCAGGAUGAGACCUCUGCGCCGGCAGCGGCUGGCAGCCCCGCACAGCCGUCGACCAGGCGCGCUUCCAAGCAGCUCGAAGAAGAACCGGCGGGAACGCAGGCCACCGCGACGGAACCGCAACCGGAAGAAGCUCCGGAUCAGCAGCAGGCCGAGGACGCCGCUCGGCCGGAGGCUCACCAGACAGCGCGCUUCAGCAACGCACCGGUGCACGAAGACGAGAGACCGGAGUCGAAGCGCCCCGUGGUCAUCGCUGCGGUGGCCAUAAUCGUCUUCGUCCUGGUGGUGGCCAUCCUCAAACAGCUUCGCGCCGCGCCCGCCGACGUCGCCGUGUGCGCCGGGCAGGGCUGCGCGAACAGCAGCACGCAGGCGAUCUAGCUGGCUCGCUUGCUGUCCUCGGCGCUGGUCUGCUCGCGGAUCUCGCUGGCAGCGGGUCGGGGACGUGCAGUGCGUGCGACCCCCGUCGGCUGGUGUCGGGCCCGUACGAACUACUGCGGCGUCGCGCUUAGCCGUGGGUCCUCUGUAGCUACGCGGCAUGCGUGACGAUUUCGUUUUGCACGCUUUUGUCUGGCAAGCCGCCACCCACGCUCUUUGGUCGGGCAGCAGAAGCCAGGUGUAGAACAAUGUGCUACUUUGAGUAGCGUAUCCUACGUUAAUUUUUUCCCUUAGCUUUUUUUUUUGCUGUAUUACAUAUUGCCUUUGUUGCGCAUAUACGUGUGAACAUGCGUACCGUACGCCUGCUCAAAUUUGUUUCUAUUAAACGUUUUGUUGCGGCA
Dermacentor albipictus is the source of this 1317-nucleotide messenger RNA. Lineage: Eukaryota; Metazoa; Arthropoda; Arachnida; Ixodida; Ixodidae. The record is from RefSeq and is a predicted model, not a curated record.